Rodentolepis nana is the source of this 1386-nucleotide messenger RNA. The record is from the annotation of a GenBank genome assembly. NCBI's taxonomy places the organism in Eukaryota, Metazoa, Platyhelminthes, Cestoda, Cyclophyllidea, Hymenolepididae.
AUGUUGGGUGGGGAGGAAGCAAAUAACUCUGAAGUUCGAGAGCGUCGAACACGGAGAAGACGACACGCGGAGGAGCGUUUGCGAAUUUUGGCUGAAGCGAAUGCCUCUCUAGAUGAAGAAGCAGACGAUGAUGGAAUAAUGAUCAGCAUCUAUGAGAGUAUUUCAGAUGAACUUCGACAUAAAUCUAAGCUACUGGAGAGAGAAAAACUAAAGACCAACUCACUGGAGAUUGAAAUUGGUGAUCUUCAACGUGAGUUUGAAGUUGACCGGCAAGACUAUCUCGAAACCAUCCGCAAGCAAAACCAACAUAUAAGUCUGUUGCAAGCGAUUUUAGACAAGGUACAACCCUGUAUUCGAAAAGAUAGCAAUUAUUCCAAUUUGGAUAAAAUUAAGAAACAAGCUCGAUAUGAUGAAGAAACUAAUGAAUGGUUAAUUCCACCAUUUAUUACUGAGCCUACUGUGCUUCCGCUUUCAAUUAAUUUGGAUAGUCGUUCAGUUUCUUCGGAUCAAAGUCAUCCCAGCACUCGAGGUUUCGAAUCUGCGAAAGAGGAGGAAAUGCAGCUCUAUGCAAAGUUAUCAAGUCGAUCUCAAAAUCACAAGAAAUACCUCAAAAAUAAUAGAAAGGAGAAGUUACUUUUGGACGCGGCUAUUGUGGCUUUUGCAGACAAUUCAGAAAUUAUUGUGCUGGGGAAGAGUCAAUAUCUUUGUUCUCGACCCACAUCUUUUGGCAACCGUUUACCCAUCGGAUCUUCGCCAUCUUCUCUUCCUGAUUCUCAAGGUUACGAAACACUUGUGCAGAUUCGAACGGAAAAUUGCCUAACAUCUAUGAUCCAAGUAUUACUCGAUCCGGAAGAGACUCAUAUCCGAUCAAUUCAAAUCCCAUCAAACCACAUAGGACAACCAGACAAGAUCCAACUAGAUGAUGUCACUUCACACAGAUCCCAAGAGCAGACUCCCUUCAUCAUCAGCCAGAUUGACUCUAUUUGGCGAAUUAUGCAACAGUGGAAAAUGGAACCAUAUGAAGUACUCCAACCACUAGCCACCAAUUCUGGCAAUUUCCUCGUGGCUGACUCAACUUCGCUAAUUUGGCUUGGAAAUCGACUCCAUGCAGUUGCGUUUAUGCUGCUGCUUUUUGGAGUUUAUCUAUUCGUAGUGCCAUUGCAGGCCUGUUAUUCUGAGAUAAACCUGACUCAAACUGACAAUACUAAUUCUUUCGGUUUGCAUAUGGCUGGUCGUGCAGCUGAUCCAAUUAGACAUGCAUCUUUGGAAUCAAAAGAAUGUCUAAAGGAGCUAGAUCUAAACUACAAGGAGGAUGUGGAAGCCUUUCCCAUCGAAGUUCGCUCAAAAGAGCCCUGGCAGCUCUUGAAGAAUGUGCCAAAGCAUUGA